This is a messenger RNA of Nanorana parkeri, 1365 nucleotides long. Its product is annotated as alpha-1,4-N-acetylglucosaminyltransferase-like. The transcript is spliced from 7 exons. The coding region runs from base 1 to 1365 and encodes 454 amino acids. Gene Ontology annotation, molecular function: acetylglucosaminyltransferase activity. Gene Ontology annotation, biological process: protein O-linked glycosylation. Lineage: Eukaryota; Metazoa; Chordata; Amphibia; Anura; Dicroglossidae. The record is from RefSeq and is a predicted model, not a curated record.
AUGGUUCUCUCGACCGACGCCAAGAAGGCGUUCAACAGGGUGGACUGGCUGUUCUUAAGGUCCACCCUCCGCCAUAUCGGCCUCGCCCCUCAUAUGUUAUCGUGGUUAUCUGCACAUUAUUCUCACCCUACGGCAGCCAUCAACGUUAAUGAGACUAGAUCAAACAAGAUUUACUACGUGGCAGGCCCUAACGGUGACAUGGUUCGGACGUGCAAUGCUCUUAAAAUGACCAUACUCCCCAGAAUACUAUUUCUGAUGCAAGCGAUGCCCAUUCGUCUGCCGCUGGCCUUCUUUUCUCGCCUCCGUAGAAUGUUCCUGUUCCGUUCUGCUGCAGCGGCCGAAAGUGGAGAGAUACAAGAAGUGAUUGCCGCUGCACCGGCUCCGGCGGGGGCCGUUUUUACAGGAGGAGAAGAAUUCUUUGAUGCCCGUAUAGAUGGUGGCACGACUGUGGGGACAUUUGAAGAAGAGGUACAUGCUAAUAAAGUCACAUCAGAAGACAUCCUGAGUACUGGAAAUAGCAUCAUAUUUCUGGAGACCAGUGAAAGGCUACAACUCCCAUCCUUGAUGUUAUGUGCAAUCGAGUCGGCAGCUCGAGUCUACCCUAACAGAUCGGUGGUUCUUUUUAUGAAGGGGUUAAACCAUACAGAUUCGGAAGAUCAGGAGGAAAAAGCUCUCGGUCAUUACCCAACCCUUGUAUCUCUGGACAAUGUUCACAUCUUUCCUCUUAUAAUGGAANGACUCUGCGGCAUCUCACCAUUGCUGUCUUGGAUCUUGCAAAUUAAUACUAGUUUGGAAACACAUUGGAUCCAUGUAAGCUCAGAUGGCUGCAGACUAGCACUGAUCUGGAAAUACGGAGGCAUUUAUAUGGACACCGACAUCAUCUCAAUGCAGCCUAUACCCUACAGGAACUUCCUGGCUGGCGAAUCAGAUCAAUAUUCCAGCAAUGGUGUUUUUGGAUUUUCUUCCCAGAAUAACUUUACCUGGACAUGUAUGCUAGAUUUUGUUCAGAAUUAUAAUGGCAAUGCUUGGGGAAAUCAAGGACCUUAUCUCUUUACUCGUGUUUUGAAAACGAUAUGUACUUUACCCAAAUUCAUUAAUGUAAAAGAUAUAAUGUGCGGCAACAUUCUUUUUUUGAAUCCUCAACGAUUUUAUCCUAUUCGGUACCCUGGUUGGCAAAGAUACUAUGAGGUUUGGACCAAGCUGCCGACUUUCAAUGAAUCUUAUGCUUUGCACCUUUGGAACUAUAUGAACCAUGACCGUAAAGCUAUGCAACCAGGGAGCAACACUUUAGUGGAACAUCUCUAUCAACAGCAUUGCCCUUCUACAAAUGCAGCACUUCAGAGGAAUGAAAGUAUUUAUAUUUAG